Eleginops maclovinus (Patagonian blennie) is the source of this 9148-nucleotide messenger RNA. It is a transcript of the gene igf1rb, whose product is annotated as insulin-like growth factor 1b receptor. Gene Ontology annotation, cellular component: axon; plasma membrane; insulin receptor complex. The record is from RefSeq and is a predicted model, not a curated record. Bases 772 to 5019 code for a protein of 1415 amino acids. Lineage: Eukaryota; Metazoa; Chordata; Actinopteri; Perciformes; Eleginopidae. The transcript is spliced from 21 exons. Gene Ontology annotation, molecular function: phosphatidylinositol 3-kinase binding; ATP binding; insulin receptor activity. Gene Ontology annotation, biological process: positive regulation of MAPK cascade; protein autophosphorylation; positive regulation of kinase activity.
GGGCGCCGUGUUUACAGCAGCAGACUGCGCGUGUACCUGAGCCUUUAUCCGUCUAAAAACACUAACCUUUUAACCAAAUAUCGACGGAAAACAUCAGAUACGAUCAUUUCUGGACCUUUGCUUGAGAAAAACGGGGGGAAAACGUCAUUUUCCCGCUGAAAUGAGGCUGAAUUACUCCCACCACAACAACGUGAUGAGCGGCUGAGGAGGAGGAGGAGGAGGCUGCGAAACUACAUUUUAUCCAGGAUAUUUCCAAACAAACGUCGUGUAUUUAACACAAAGAGACAAUGCAUUGAUUAAAGAUGCCUCUAAUCUGCCUAGAUACCCCCUUUCCAUCGCGAUUUUAAGGGUGUUUUCCCCAACUGAGGACCCUCCAGCAUCACCGGGACGUUGAGCGUUUUUUCCCCAGAAAUGGAGUGCGAAGAUGCGGAUUACAGAGGAAUCCCCGCCGCCAGUGUAACCGCAUUGCUUUCAUUAUAUAAACGUUUACAGGAAUAAAAACUGGACUAUGAUUGCACAUUUCCUGGCCAAAGGAAUAAGUCGGUGAUUGCAUUUUUUUUUUCAUUUUGCAUUGGACUCCCUUAGCUACCCUGCAAGCUUGUGUGCAGAAUUAGCUAUUAGCUCCAUUAGCCGGCUAACUGCUAAACGCUGCAGACUGGAGAUUAAAAAAAGGGGCUUUUUAUUAUUCCUCUGCAGGUUUUGCGUCACGUCCCGUCCCCCCCCCCUCCACAUAUUUAUUUACAGGAUUUGGGAGGAUUUACGCAUCCAGGAAUGGGGUCUGGUACGGAAUGGAGAGAUUUGACCUUGUUUUGGGGUCUGAUGCUGGGGCUGAUCCUCCGGCCCGCCACCGCAGAGAUCUGCGGCCCCAGCAUCGACAUCGGGAACGACAUCAGUGAAUUCCGGCGUCUGGAGAACUGCACGGUGGUGGAGGGCUACCUGCAGAUCCUGCUCAUCGGCGACAAAAACAACAACAACAUCAACCAGGAGUUCUUCCGCCACCUCAGCUUCCCCAAGCUCACCAUGGUCACCGACUACCUGCUGCUGUUCCGCGUCUCCGGCCUGGACAGCCUCAGCACGCUGUUUCCCAACCUGGCCGUCAUCCGCGGGCGAAACCUAUUCUACAACUACGCCCUGGUGAUCUUCGAGAUGACCAGCCUGAAGGACAUCGGCCUGUACAACCUGAGGAACAUCACCCGCGGCGCCAUCCGCAUCGAGAAGAACCCCGAGCUCUGCUACCUGGACUCGGUGGACUGGUCGCUCAUCCUGGAUGCCGAGUUCAACAAUUACAUCGCAGGGAACAAGCAGUCCAAGGAGUGCAGCGACGUGUGCCCGGGCAUCAUGGAGAACAACCCGCAGUGCAAGAAGACCAUGUUCAACAACAACUACAACUACCGCUGCUGGAACUCCAACCACUGCCAGAAAGAGUGUCCAGAGAAGUGCGCACGGCGGGCGUGCACGGUGGACGGCGAGUGCUGCCACCCUCAGUGUCUGGGCAGCUGCUCGGCGCCCGGCAGAGACACGACGUGCGCCGCCUGCGUUCACUACUACCACCAGGGCCGCUGCGUGGCCGACUGCCCCCCCGGCACCUACAAGUUCGAGGGCUGGAGAUGCAUCAGCGCCGAGCUCUGCUCCAAAGUCCACCUGCCCGACUCCAACAGCUUCUUCAUCCACGACGGGGAGUGCAUGUCCGAGUGUCCGCACGGGUACAUGCCCAAGACGCCCAACAGCAUGUACUGCAAAGCCUGUGACGGUCUGUGUGAUAAAGUGUGUGAGGAGAAGGUCAUCGACUCCAUGGACGCCGCUCAGUCUCUGAAAGGCUGCACCGUUAUCCAGGGGAACCUGCACAUCAACAUCCGCAGAGGCCACAACAUGGUGGCGGAGCUGGAGAGUUUCACCGGGCUGAUCCAGAGGGUGACGGGCAACGUGCGGAUCAGACACUCACACACUCUCACCUCGCUGGCCUUCCUGCGUAGCCUGAAACACAUCGAGGGGAAAGAGCUGCUGGACGACAUGUACGCCUUCGUUGCCGUGGACAACCAGCAGCUGCAGUAUCUGUGGGACUGGAAGCAGCACAACCUGAGCAUCGGCACGGGGAAGCUCUUCUUCAGAGCCAACCCCAAACUCUGCAUGUCGGAGAUCCGCAAGAUGUGGGACAAGACGGGCAUCGAGGGCCGCUUCGAGGAGAGCGACUUCCGGAACAACGGGGACCGAGCCAGCUGUGAAAGCACCAUCCUGAGGUUUAAGUCCAACAGCACCAGCAGCACGAGGAUCAAGCUGACCUGGCAGCGGUACCGGCCGACCGACUUCAGAGACCUGAUCAGCUUCAUCGUGUACUACAAGGAAGCGCCGUUCCAGAACAUCACGGAGUUCGAGGGUCAGGACGGCUGCGGCUCCAACAGCUGGAACAUGGUGGACGUGGAGCUGCGUCCCGACAAAGACUCGGACCCCGGGGUGCUGCUGUCGGGUCUGAAGCCCUGGACGCAGUACGCCGUGUUCGUGAAGGCCAUCACGCUCAAGGUGGACGACAAACACCUCAGCGCCAAGAGCAAGGUGGUCUACAUCCGCACCAGCCCCUCAGCGCCCUCCAUGCCUCAGGAUGUGCGGGCGUACUCCAACUCCUCCACUCAGCUGGUGGUGCGAUGGUCGCCUCCGAUCGCUCCGAACGGAAACCAGACGUACUACCUGGUGAGGUGGCAGCAGCAACCUGAAGACAGAGAGCUGUACCAGCACAACUACUGCUCCAAAGAGCUGAAGAUCCCCAUCAGGAUCGCCGCUGUGGGAGUGGGGGACCAGGAGGAGGACCCACUGAAACCCACCAAACCAGACACCGAGGGGCCAGAGAAAGGCCCCUGCUGCCCCUGCCCCAAGUCAGUGGAGGACCUGGAGGCCGAGGCUGCAGACGCCUCCUACAGGAAGGUGUUUGAGAACUUCCUGCACAACUCCAUCUUCACUCCGAGACCUUCGGACCGUCGACGCAGAGAUCUCUUCGGCGUCGCUAACUCGACUCACCCCCGACGUAGUCGCUUCCUCUCCAACAGCAGCACCUCCUCCUCCUCCUCCUCUCCUCCUCCCCCGAACCCCGCCGCCGGUAACAGCAGCGGCCCGGUGGAGGCAGAGCCGGCGGAGAAAGAGUUUGAGUUCGUGGAGCAGGCGGUGGACGAGCGCGAGCUGCAGAUCUUUGGCCUGCAGCCGUUCACCGUUUACCGCAUCGACAUCCACGCCUGCAACCGGCAGGUCCAGCGCUGCAGCGCCGCCGAGUUCGUCUUCUCCAGAACCAAGCCCGCAGAGAAAGCCGACGACGUUCCCGGCCCGGUGACCUGGGAGGGCCACGAGGACUGGGUGUUCCUGCGCUGGCCUGAACCACCCCGACCCAACGGACUCAUCCUCAUGUACGAGAUCAAGUUCAAACUGGCUGCUGAGGCGGAGAAGCACGAGUGUGUGUCCGGUCAGACGUAUCAGGGCCAGCGAGGCGUCCGGCUGUCCAACCUCAGUCCGGGAAACUACUCCAUCAGAGUGAGAGCGACGUCGCUGGCGGGAAACGGAUCCUGGACUCGGGGUGUGGAUCUCUACGUGGCUGAGCGAUAUGAGAACGUCCUGUACGCCAUGAUCUUCGUUCCCAUCGUCAUCGUCCUCCUCAUCUGCCUUCUGGUCUCCAUGCUGGUGGUCUUCAACAAGAAAAGGAACAGCGACCGGCUUGGAAACGGAGUCCUGUACGCCUCCGUCAACCCGGAGUACUUCAGCGCUGCAGAGAUGUACGUCCCGGACGAGUGGGAGGUGGCCCGCGAGAAGAUCACCCUGAACCGGGAGCUGGGACAGGGCUCCUUCGGGAUGGUGUACGAGGGCCUGGCGAAGGGCGUGGUGAAAGACGAAGCGGAGACACGUGUCGCCAUUAAGACGGUCAACGAGUCGGCCAGCAUGAGGGAGAGGAUCGAGUUCCUGAACGAAGCCUCCGUCAUGAAGGAGUUCAACUGUCACCACGUGGUGCGUCUGCUGGGCGUUGUGUCUCAGGGUCAGCCCACGCUGGUCAUCAUGGAGCUGAUGACCAGAGGAGACCUGAAGAGCUACCUGCGCUCGCUGAGACCCAAAGAGACUCAGUGGACCAGCCUGUCUCUCCCCCCCCUGAAGAAGAUGCUUCAGAUGGCCGGGCAGAUCGCCGACGGCAUGGCUUAUCUCAACGCCAACAAGUUCGUGCACAGAGACCUGGCGGCCCGGAACUGCAUGGUGGCCGAGGACUUCACCGUCAAGAUCGGAGACUUCGGAAUGACCAGAGACAUCUAUGAGACGGAUUACUACAGAAAAGGAGGAAAGGGUCUGCUUCCCGUGCGCUGGAUGUCCCCCGAGUCUCUGAAGGACGGCGUUUUCACCACCACCUCUGAUGUCUGGUCUUUUGGGGUAGUGCUUUGGGAAAUUUCCACCCUGUCGGAGCAACCGUACCAGGGACUGUCCAACGAGCAGGUGCUGCGCUUCGUGAUGGAGGGGGGGCUGCUGGAGAAACCACAGAACUGUCCCGACAUGCUCUUCGAGCUGAUGCGAAUGUGUUGGCAGUACAACCCGAAGAUGCGUCCGUCCUUCGUGGAGAUCAUCGGCAGCCUGAAGGACGAGCUGGACCCGUCCUUCCGGGAGUCCAGCUUCUUCUACAGCGCCGACAACAAGCCGCCCGACGCCGCGCCGCCGCACCUCGACGCCGUUGACAGCGUGGACGUCGUUCCCCUGGAGCCCGCUGCCUCGUCCUCGUCCUCACAGCAGACCCCCGUCCCCCCCCAACAGACGCCACCUUCCCCGAGCACAGAGGCUCCCCCCGGGCCUUCGUUAGCGCCCGGCUCCCCCUCCUCCUCCUCAUCCCCGCCUUGCACGUCGAGCGCCGCGUUGGACAAGCAGGCGUCCGGACAGCCGGCGACCAAUGGGCUGUCGGGGGCGGGACUUGCAGCGUCUCUGGAUGAACUGCCGGCGUACGCUCACAUGAACGGGGGACGCAAAAACGAGCGCGCCAUGCCCCUCCCCCAGUCCUCCGCCUGCUGAAAGACCCUUUCUUUUAAUACUACGUCCACCAGCUGGAGGAGCACAGGAAGGUGGAGUCACUCAAGUUCACUGUACCUCCCCCCCAUUUUCAUAUUUUUGGUUUCUUCCAACUGGCUGUCAAGACGUGACACUGCCCUCGCUGCUGAGUGGGAUAAACCAAAAUAAAAAGGGGGUAAAAGAAAGGAAGAACCUCAAAGGGGGGGUUACUCCAUCUCUCUUUAUGGCUGAGCUUAUUUUAUAAAUUGUCGUUUGUUACUUUUUUUACAUGUAUUCUCAAACGGGGAGAACAAGGCCUUUAUCGAUGACCGGCAUUUUUGGGCGGGCAUUACGGUGAAACUGUUGCAUAUCUUAAUGAAGAAGCACGUCUCCAGAGAGGAAACGACCGACCACAGGGACGGAAAAAAAAGAUCAAAUCUGCCAAAUUUGUUGCCAAAAUUCUACUUUUUUGUAAAACGAUUUAUUCUGCAGUCUUGCUCUGAAAAUCUCCGACACACCAGAUUCAAAACAAACACAAACAAGCACUUUGAUCUGACAGUAGGGAACAUUAAAACCAUGAUCCACCACGGGGAUAAUUCAGCCAAUAAUGGACCAUUUGUUUAUCAAUUACUCAGCCCGUGUUACCGUGAAUUCCAACUUUGUGGACGAGUUGUCCCUUUGACUUCCCUCUACAGCCCUACGCUACUGCUCUCCUGCUCUUUGGAUUGGAGGAUCAGGGCCACAUGAUAGUUGUUUCUUUUAUCAGAUCCAAGCAAAGUGGAUUUUUGUAUUUUAAACCCAGAACUCUGAGAUAAAUUUCAAGAUUUGUUUCCGUAAAUCCCAUUAAUUCCAAAAUCUCGGUGAGGAGUCUCAUUUUUAGAUCAAAUCUUAUUUGGUGAAAAAACAAUCUAAAUUUCAGAAAUCUCAGAAAAGCGUCUGAAUUCUGCGGAACAAAAAGAUUUAGUCAUUUUUUCUCUGUUUUCUGUCUUUUUUCAGAGAUUGUUAACUUUUCUCUCAGAAGUUAGACUUUAAUCACACGACUCAAAACGUGUGGCCCUGAUCCUCCUCUGCAGGUUUGCUGUUCACACCUUCUGAACAUCGUUGACCUUCAUCAGAAAUCAAACAGUCACAAAGUUUUAGUUUUGAACAGCAAAUCCAAAACAGCAGCAGAAGGAAACAAAGGCUGUGGAUGGAAGCUCACAGAGAGGAAAUCACAUGUAAACUAGCACUCAAACGUCUCUUCUUUUCAGACUACUUUGGAGCGUCUGCGCGGACGGACGCUCCGGUCUCCUUCGUGUCACUUUUGUACGUUUUCUACGGUUGGAGACAUUCAUCUUGUACAGAACAAAGCUGCUAUUUCUCUUGUGGUUGUAAUAUAUCUAUAUAUAUAUAUAAAUAUAUAUAUAUAUAAAAAGAGAAAACUCUCCUUCAGGUUUGGAUCUACGAACGUUUCCUCUACACUCUGAUUUUUUUUCCUAAAGCUGUAUUCGUGUUUAUCUGAGCUGGAUUCCUUUCUGUGCGGUACGACAGACUCUGACUCUGAGGUCAAAAUUCAAUCUUUAUCUACUCUCCUUUUUCUAAAGCUGUCAUACUCAGAGUAUUCCUUCCGUGUGUGUGUGUGUGUGUGCCUCAGUCGCUGCUUGUUACUCAUUUUCUUUGAAAUUAGAGAAGAGAUGCAAGAGAAGUGUUUCUUAAAAACCGUCUGGAACCAGAAGAGCCUGGGGCCUUUUAGCAUGUGGAGCCAAAACACUGACUGAAUCAAGUCAAAAGUUAAUAGAAUAGAAAAACUUCCCUCUGUCAGUAAAUGAUACCGAUACUCAGUGGAGACGGAGCGUAACACAUAGCUCUCUUCUUACCUCCGUUUAUGUUGAUACGGCUUUUUGUUUCUAAGUUGAUGGUAGAAAUAUGACAGCGUAUGAGGGUCUUAGGUAAAAAAGGAGCCGGGUAAUGGGGGGUAACUUAAGGAGAAAACAACGUAUCAUUUUACACAUUCAAGGCAUUCAUUUACGUCAAAAAAACACAAAAUUAGAAAUAAAACCUGGAUUUCUUUCAGUAUAAAGUCACAAAGAAAUGUCAAAAUGGCUUUUUUUUUUGCCAAAUCAUCAGAAGCAUCGAGAACUUGAAGAUGCAUUGCCAUAAAUCUGACCUUUUUAGAACAAAAUGUACCUCUUUCAACCUUGCAAAGUGAAGGAAGUGGUUCCUUGGACUUUAUUCUCAGAGAAUUGAAGAUGUUUAAUCCCCUUUACCUAAAAUGAGCCUCAAGCAUCCUUUAAAGAACUGAUUUUGGGGAGAAAAGCUUACAGUUCUUCUCUUAUCUUGAAUUGUUUGAGUAAUAAUGUCAUUUAUUGUUGCACACGGUUAUAUUUUGGACUUUUCUUGCAACUUUUGACACUCUUCUGUCAGCGUCAGGGCUCCAUAUGUUGAGAUCAGACUGCAAAUGAAUGCAGGAUAUACUGUUUAUGAAAUAUCGACUUAACAUCAGAAAAACAAGAUUCCCUUUAAGGACAAAUGCUCUUCAGGCUCUCCUCUACGAUUAAAACACUACAUUUAAAAUCUGAAAACACACUUUAUCUGACGUGAAGACGGGUAGAUCAGAGACGACCACACAGGUGUUCUUUGGUUGUUUAUCUUUUUGUUUCUGAGUGUAAAUCACUGUAUAAAUCCCCCUGAUUGUUCUCCUCCAUCUUUGUGUCCUGUUGCUGUUUUUUGGGGGAAAGUUUUGUUGUUCCUCAGACAUCCAUCUACCUCACUUUGUCUUUACUUUCUGCUCAAUCUAUUCACACGUGUCGUCAGUGCUGGUAAUACGGUUAAACCCAGACCACAGAACCGGUCGCUGCUGGUGGAAAAUGUCUCUUUAUCGUGCAGAUAAUCAACAACACGUCGAAGGCUCCUUUCCGCUCAUCACAGUUCCGUGUUUGCGACGUAUUUCCCAGAUUUUAAACAUUAAGUAAGGCAUGGUACUCCUCCUUAGUUAUUCAAAUGUGCAUUUAAGUUGCUCUGCAUCCAAUUCAUGUGAAAUAAAUACCUGAUCCAUAAAAACCCACAUUCCUGCUGAUCUGAAGGUUCUGUGGGACUCUAUAUUUAAAUUCUGUUUUCCUUUUCAGUUACACAGAGAUUGAUGGAAACGUAACAUAUCUUCUUCUUGCACAUUAUUCUAUGUCAAAUAAUAUAAAAUAAACCUGAAUUUAGUCAAAUAUCGCUUAAGAAAAACAGGUUUAAACAAAUAUUAGAUUUUUCAACCAAAUGUUGGGAGAGUUUUGGGAAUUUCUGAAGGAAUACCUAUUUAAGAUUUCUGGGGAUUUCUUCUUUGUUUUAAAGACAGAGUUUGGAUGCUUAGCUGAUAUUCAAAUGCAAUCAUAAAUGACAUAAUUAACAAUAAAUCUCAUAGUUGAUAUUUCCUUUAAGCAGGAGGCGCCUUACUGACAUCACUCUUCUCUUUCUGGUUCAGGUGUGUCUAUAUUUUUAAACACAUCACAAAUGCAAUUCGAGGAAAGAUUACACAGGACUGCAAAUGAUCAGAUUUUUCUAAAUAUUUUUGAUUUAACAGUUUAAUUUCCACUAGUUGUCGUUAGUUAUUUCUGGGACAUGUAAACAACAUCAAUUCACGACAUCAGUUGCCAAAACUCGUUCGGUUGACGGUGCAAUUCAUCCAAAUUCAAGACAUGACUUCUCCUGUAAAACCAACAUGCACAUUCUCAAAUGGGCUUCAGAUUUCAAGGGAAACUCAUCAUUUAUGGUUCAGUUUAAGAUGUGUUCUGUAUUUAUUCCUCUUGAUGGGCGCUGUAGUUGGUUUUCUGAUGGGUAUUUAAGUGUUUGAUCUGAAUUCUGUCCCACUUCUACCACUGGACCCCCUGCAGAGUUGACUCUAAAUCCACCAUGUUUGUUUCUUUUCUAUCAUUUCCUGUUUUUGUUGCAUUGAUGGCGAUAUUUUUUGAUAAGUUAUUCACAGCUGUCCAGCUCAGAUCUGUUAGACUGAUUUUUAUUUUUCGUAAAUGCUGUUCUAAGGUUAUUUUGGUUCCUGUGAUAAAUAUAUUCUGAUGAGUGCGUACUGGAAACACUGAUUGGCCGAAGGAAGAAGAGAAUGUGUUUUUUCUCUGGUUCUUUUUUUUUCUACACAAGAUUUAAGAUGAAUUAAAAAUGUAUGCAAACUGCU